Prorocentrum cordatum is the source of this 3190-nucleotide messenger RNA. The record is from the annotation of a GenBank genome assembly. NCBI's taxonomy places the organism in Eukaryota, Dinophyceae, Prorocentrales, Prorocentraceae.
AGAAAUUUCGGCUCAAGUGGCUGUGCCACAGCCGCGGCUGAAGGUGCCUGAGUCCCCUGUCGCGCGCGAUCGGGCCUGGCCUUAUAUUGAGGGCGCUGCACGGCUUCCAGGCAAGCCCGAGUGGCUGUUUGUGGCGGGAUGUCUUUGUCCUACUUCCUCGCGAUGGGACAGCAAGACUGCUUCUUCACUUUUGUCGUUCGGAUAUGCGUCUCCUUAAGCUUCUGUUCUCUGGUGGCACUCGUAUGGCUUGCCUGGGACGAUUCUGUAGCGUCGCUGUACGCACUGAGGAAGGUCUUCCAAUCGCCUGCCUCACCGCCUCGUCCUUGCACGUCCUUCGAUAACAGAAUCUCGAAUGCUUUGGACAAGGCAAGGGUGGCACGAUUGCAGUAUAUGGCGGACUCGUUGCUGAUACCCAUUUCGGUGGUUAUGUUUGUGCCGUUAGCGAUGUUCUUCUUGUAUAUCGCGGAUGCCUCCGAACCGAGUGUUGUUUUCAAGGCGGUGAUCAUGUGCUUGCGCCAUUUCGCAACGCUAUACUGGAAGUGCUUGAGAUGUUCAUCAGGUUUUUCCGUCGCGGACAUAGAGUACAUGUUCAGUUUCUGGAUGUCGUUCAUUGCGGUGCGAACGUACUUUGAACAGUCACACGUGUUGUUCCUCAUGUACGGCGGUUUCUGGAGCGCGGCACGAGUGCUUCUCGCGGUCUCGCUACUUGAUUGCAGGAUGUCGGUGAGGUGGAACAUUUUUCUUUCUACAGUGACGUGCUUUUGUUCCUGGGAGCGGCGCGAGCAGCUACGCAUCGACGGACACUCUUCCAUGGGCGCGUUCGUCCACCAAUGUAUUGUUGAAACGAGUACUUGUGUAUUGAUCUGUUUUGCCUCAGCAUUCUUGGAGGCUUGCGAGAAGGACCGCGUCAAGGCGUCCGUGGAGUCCAGCCAGUCUGGCAGGGCGUAUCAGGCAGCUCAAACAUUGCUCGGUGUAUUCUGCGACGCCCAGCUGCGCAUCUGCCCACAAUGUAACAUCAUCGCCCAUUCCCCACACCUGCUGCACUUGCUGGGCUCAGGAGGCACGAGGAACACGCUUCAUGGAUGCAGCUUCCUUCAGUAUUUGCCAGAGCCCGACAAGCAGCGCUUCCAGGAUUUCAUCUCUGGGGCGACGGUGUUGCAGCAGCGCUCUCAGGACUUCUCGUCCAAGCACACCGCUGCCUCAAUAGCCGAGGGGCCGAGCUUGGGCGAUUUCUCCAUGGGCCACGCUACCUCCACCCAGGUGUCCCUGCAAAGGGAGGGCGUGGCGCACCCGAUGCCGGUGGAGCUGUUCCUGAUCAACAUCGCCGACGUCCAGGAUGCCCCCGAAUUUCUGAUGGGGAUCCGGGAGACCUGCGAGGCGCUGCCGCGGGAGGCCUGCACGGAUGCCCCUGGUGCCGAUGCGCUGCGGCAGCCAGCGGCGGCCCCCACGGCGCGCGGGCCAGAUCCCGAAGCGGGCCAAGGCGGCGCCGUGCAUUCCCCGAGGGCAAAGGCCGCGGGGGCGGCGCAGGCGCCGGCCCAGCAGCAGGCGCCGCCUCAGACUCUGGCCGCUGGCGAUGGCCAGCGGCCGCUGGGUGCGCUGGCGCAGCGGCCCGUCCACAGCGUCGGCCGGAGGUCCCGCAGCUCCAUCUCGUCGUCCUCGAGGGCCUCCUCCUCGUCCGCUGGGAGCGGCGCGCUGGACGCGGGCCGCAUCUCGUCCGUCUGCCUGCGGCUGAACUUCAGGAGCAGGGGCCUGCGCGUCGAGGACAUGCUGCUGCGCUUCGAGGGCGGUCGCCGGUCGCCCCUCCUGAAGGAUUGGCUUCCGAAGGAGACCGUGGAUGCGGUCCGCAGGAGUAGCCAGGAUCUCAUGAAUCAGAGGGAGUACAGGCCCGCUGAUGAGGAGUUAGUGGCGGGCGUCGGUGCUGGUACGGUGCGGUUUUCCAGUGGCGGGUCUACGUUCCUGCUGGCGGAGCGCGCAGAGCUUGCGGUCGAUGGCUACUUCACUGACCCGCGUGACUCAAGCGAGGAAUCUGAUUAUAUCAGCCCGUUCAUAUUCAUGUACCUGUCUGGAGUGUCGAAGCUUCGCGUGCCUUGGCAGAGCGGGCCGCAGAGGGUAUCGAAAAGGCUGGACCCGAUCGACGAGUCACCAACGGAUGUGGCGUAUGAUGGCGACGCGCCGACACUCAGACGGAGAACCAAUGAGGGGACUGGAGAGGGCUGCAAGGAGAGAGGGUGCCCAAAGCGUUCGGGGGAACACGUUCGCGCAUGAAGAUUAGAGGCGGGGGUUGGCCGCUGACAUCGAGGCCUCAUGCGGACUCUGGGUCUUUCCAUGCAGGUGUUCAGAUCUAGCUGUAUUUCAAUAGUGGGUCAUGACGCCUUAUCGCUUCUCGCGCUUCUCGAGUCCGUCGCAAGCGAUGCGUACUCCUCCCCCUCUCGUCUCUUUCCUCCCGCCCUUGCCUCCCCGUGGCGAAACGCCGGCUAGCCCUGCUGGGGUUGGCCUGCUUUCUGCCACCUCUUCCUGUCUCGUCCUCGCUCCCCCCCGCAUUCGGCCACCCAGAGCUCCGGAUGUGGACCGCGGAUUCCUGAUAGUCGGCGAAGCGUGCGGCGGGAAUUCAAGUCUCGGUCUGCCCCUCCCCCUUCCUCCCUCCUUUCGACCUCGCCUGUGUGCUGGUGUGCUGGUGGCGGCAUGGAGGUACCCCGAAUAGUUUUCCUCUUCGCUCUGGACGCUGUGUGGGCGGCCGACUGGCCUGCCACCACACGGCCUCCUUGGUUUUAGUGGCGAUGCGAUUAUAGAAAGGUGUCGGCGUUUUCUCGGCCAUGGAGCUUGGGCUCAGGCUUUCAGCCAGUGUCGCUUAUCCGCCCCUCCUCUCCCCGCCGUCCGCCGUCUCCUCGCCGUCUGCCGUCUCCUCCUGUCCUGGUCUCCGUCCUCUGCCGCCCGUCCGCCCUCGAAACGACGUUGAGUCCUGCCGCUCCUCCCUCGGCACGCUCGGCGUGGACGGUGGUAGAGGAUCCCUCCUCGGUGCAUUCGGUGCCGCAGUUUGAACGAGUGGCAUGUAUCUUUCGUCGAUUCGCUGCAGGGUCUUCUUCACUGAGUUGUUGCUUCGUGGGGAGAAUAUUUGCCCUCGCUGAGAACACAUAGCUUGCGCGCAGAUUCUGAUCCUAGGCAACAGAAAUAGAAGUAGAGUGGUGCAAAG